Molecule: messenger RNA, 3289 nt
Organism: Exophiala xenobiotica
Lineage: Eukaryota; Fungi; Ascomycota; Eurotiomycetes; Chaetothyriales; Herpotrichiellaceae
Exons: 3
Coding region: 454-3084 (876 amino acids)
Cellular component (GO): plasma membrane
Molecular function (GO): calcium-activated cation channel activity
Source: RefSeq, a predicted model, not a curated record
CGUCGUCACAGAGACAACAAUCAUUUUUCAGCUGUCGUCGCACUGCAAUUUGACAUCAUUCUUGACAAGUUGCCAGCUGAAAAACAUCUUGUAGGUAGCUGAGGUGCUGUGGCCAUCCGCUGCCGCCAAGUCGAUUUGCUAACAUCUUCCACUCUGGUGACUCUGCCCAUAAUAUCAAAUUGGAUUCCUGCCCGUAAAAACCGGGUUUCGUUUCGUUGCUUGGUCCUCAAUCGUCAUCGCAAGGAGGCCCUCGCUUGACAAGACAAGGGUGCGGCAAGCGAGUUUUUUGUUUGCUCGGGCUAGUAAUAAACAUCACCUCUCCAGAUCCAUUCCCUCGUCGCCCACGUUUGCGCACUCUCUUCUUCACCAAAGGGCGUCCCUAAUAGAGAGACUUGCCCUGUUACUUUCCUCUCCAUCUCUCCUGGUCAACAACGACCCUGACUAAUAUCAAUCAUGGAGCCGACUCUCACUCACAUGCUGUACCCUCGCCAGUCGGCGGGCAGCAAUCGGAAUGAGGGUUCCAACUCCUUGUCCGGCAUCAUCUCAACCUUGGUCCCAACCUUUGUCAUCGCCAUAAUCGCCUUUACGCUUUUUCUCCUCCUCCGAACUCGUUUUUCGCGUGUCUAUCGACCUCGAACGGACGAGAUACUCUUCCAGGAAGGAUGGCGGACUCCCAAGUCGAACACUGGCUUCUUCGGCCUAAUAAGAAAUUAUGCGAACCUCCCUGACAGCCAUGUCCUUCGACACAACUCUCUCGACGGAUAUCUUUGGCUCCGUUUCUUCAAAGUCCUCAUCGUCAUGUCUUUGGUCGGCUGUUGCAUUACCUGGCCCGUCCUGUUCCCAGUCAAUGCAACAGGCGGCGGCGGUCAGCAACAACUCGACAUUCUCAGCAUGUCCAACGUGGUAAACCCCAACCGGUACUUUGCCCACGCAGGUGUCGCGUGCAUCUUUCUGGGCUUCGUCGUUCUCCUGGUCGCUAGAGAGAGAAUCAACUUCAUCGGUCUGCGAAGAGCAUAUUUCCUCUCCGCUGCCCAUGCUCAACGACUUUCUUCACGCACCCUCAUGGUCCUCGGACUACCGCUUGAAUAUCAGGAUGAGAAGAUGCUGCGCCAAAUGUUUGGUCCACACGUGCGCAAGAUCUGGAUUGCCACCGACUGCAAGAAGCUCGAGGAUGACGUCAAGAAACAAAACAAAACCGCGCUGAAGCUUGAAGGGGCCGAAAUGAAGGUCAUCAAGAACGCCAACAAACUGCGUAUGAAGACGCUCAAGAAGCAAUCUACCGACUCGCCUACCGAGCAGAAUCCAUUGCACUGGAUUGAUGCCAAAAAGCGACCCCACCACCGCCUGAUGCCCCAGCUGUGGAAGAAGGUCGAUACCAUCAACUGGUCCCGUGGCACACUUACUGAACUUGACCGAUUUGUCCAACAGCAGCAGAGCGAGCACCUAGACAUGAAACAUACCAAAGUGCCUGCUGCAUUCAUUGAGUUUUCAAACCAGUCUGCUGCACAUUACGCCUAUCAAUCCAUUGGUAAGGACUCCAUGAACAAGUUCUCACCACGAUAUAUCGGCGUGCAACCCGAUGAGGUCGUUUGGAAGAACCUGGGUGUCAGCAACGCUUCUCGCAAGAUCAAGUUGCUCAUUGCAACGGCCAUCAUCUGGGUCAUGAUCAUCUUUUGGGCCAUUCCCGUCGCCUUCGUUGGUGCAUUGUCCAACAUCAACUAUUUGACCAACAAGGUGCCCUUCCUCAGCUUCAUCAAUGAUAUUCCCAAGGUUAUCCUCGGUGUUGUCACUGGUCUGUUGCCUGUCAUCCUCCUUGCAGUUUUGAUGGCUUUGGUUCCGAUCAUCUGCGGUCUUCUUGCCAAACUUGCGGGAGAGCCCACGUUGGCAGCUGUUGAGCUCCGAACGCAGACUUGGUACUUCAGCUUCCAAGUCGUGCAGGUCUUCCUGAUCACGACCUUCACAUCUGCUGCUACAUCCGUGACCACUCAAAUUAUACAAAACCCUGGCUCUGCGCCAACUCUGCUGGCCACUAACCUGCCAAAGGCGUCCAACUUCUAUAUCAGCUACUUUAUUCUCUUUGGACUUGCUCAAGCCGCCCUGCAACUCCUCAACAUUGUCCCGUUGUUGAUGUACACGCUCCUUGGCAAGCUUCUCGACAAAUCUCCACGGAAGAAGUACAACCGCUAUGUCAACAUCCCUGGUUUGGGUUGGGGCUCAGCUUACCCUAAAUUCACUCUCCUUGGAGUCAUUGCAAUCACCUACGCUUGCAUUGCGCCGCUGAUCCUAGGCUUUGCCACUAUCGGGUUCUGCUUGCUCUACCUUAUGUUCAGAUACAACUUCCUGUUCGUGCUCGGCAACAAGACCGACUUGAAAGGCGAGGGAUAUGCAAGAGCCCUAAAACAACUCUUGACUGGCGUCUACCUCUCCGCGCUCUGCCUUAUUGGACUCUUCGCGAUCGGCUGCAGCAAGAAUGCCAUUAGCGCUGGUCCACUAGCGAUCAUGAUCGUAUUUUUGGUCAUCGUCAUCAUAUUCCAAUUUCUGCUGGACCGCGCUUUGGCGCCGCUCGAGCAAACGAUGCCAUUGGAGCUGUUGCAGGGCAACAAAUACAGCACGACCGUCGUCGAGCAGAUCAUGGACGAGCACGAGAUGAAGCAAGACCAGAUGGAAGCUGGCUCAUCGAACCGAGGCAACUCCGUCCCCGAAUUUGUCAAGCAUGAAGGAGACGCGCCUCAACCUAAGAAGAAGCCUUUCAAUGCCUUGAGCCGAACAGUUGAACCAAUGCUGCUCAAGUUCUACGAGGCCAAUAAGAGCAUUGCACCAGCAGAGGGCGACCACAACAUCCCGGCAUACACCUCUGAGGAGUACGAACAGGCUUAUCUCAAUCCUGCCAUCACUUCUCCGGCACCUAUUGUGUGGCUGGCCAAGGAUCCUGCUGGUGUGAGCAAGAUCUUGGUCCAGGAGAACAGAGAGGCGGGCAUUGAAAGCACCGACGCGCAUGCUGAGAUGGAUGAGAAAAACAAACUGGUCUGGCGUGAGGAAAAGGUGAGAGAGGCGCCAUUGUGGCUGCGACCUGUACGAUAUUAAUUGAAACGAUGUCUCUUUUGCCGUCUUCGCGGCAAGGAUACAUUGAACGCGAAAGGCUUCCUUUUAUGCAUGAACUGGAAUGAAAGGUUUCGGUAGAGGCAUAUCCGUAAUACAAAGAUACCCUGUUUUAGCAAUUAAUCAUUAAUCACACGACGUCGUUCAUGUCUGCAGGGGUUAUAGUUCUGGGUGAUUGUUGUAGGUCGAC